Molecule: messenger RNA, 1887 nt
Organism: Peronospora matthiolae
Lineage: Eukaryota; Oomycota; Peronosporomycetes; Peronosporales; Peronosporaceae
Source: the annotation of a GenBank genome assembly
AUGCUGGUUCAGCGAGGACGCGCGUGCGCGCGCCAUGGCUGUCUCUUGCGCGCAUCGAAGGAGAUGACGCGGAUGACGUCAUUGCCACCAGUGUCUCGUUCUUUUCCCUCUUUUCAUAGAUUGUGUGCGGCAGCAGACGAGACAACGGCAAGCUAUAGGCCAUGGCACUUGAAGGGAAUCCACUCGCGGGGGUUCGCAGUGACGUCCGCGUCGACUGUGACCGGCGCUCGAUCGUUCGCCCACUCAAGUGGCAGUGCAACGGCGUUGGAAGAGGAGGAAGAAGACGAAGCAGCAGAAAAAAAGGGACAGGGGUGGAAACAAGGCCACGACAGGAAACAAGGCCACGACACUAAACAAGGCCACAACGACACACAGACGCGAGACACGAGACUCAUUCAAAAUGAACGACUUGAAGACGAGUACAUGACGCGGCUUGAAGAGGCACUGGACACUUCCAACGGAUCAGCUGCGCGGCGCACGGCGCUGGAUAUUUUCCACGAGAUCCAGCAGUCAAAAGGUCGAGGACUGUCGCUCGAGGUGGCGUCGUUCCUCGUGGAAGUCCUCGGCAUACGAAAUUGUGUUCCAGACUGCAUGAAAGUGCUGGCUUAUGCACGUGAGCAAGGUAUCCGUCCUCGCAUCCAGGCGUACUCGAGUGCAAUUGGCUGCUGCUACAGAGAAGAGCAGUUUGGCCACGCGCUGCGUGUGUUUGAAGUCAUGCGCAACGACGGGUACCUGCCACAGACGGUGACGUACUCGCACGCGCUGUCGUCCGCGCUCAAGUCUAAUCAGCACGAACUCGUGCUCGAGAUCUUUGACGAUAUGAUUAAGCACCGACUGGAGAUGAACAUCAUCAUUUACAAUAACAUUCUUAAUAGCUGUGCACGUGCUGCAGAUGUGCAUAGUGCAGUGGGUGUACUACGGGCUAUUCACGAGCAGCAGUUGACGAUGACGCAAUCGACGUACCAUUCACUUGCUAUCUGUGCGGGUAAGACAGGCAAGUGGGAGCUUGCGCUUGAUGCGAUGAAUAUGAUGCAGAAGAGUGGCUUUAAGCCGACAGCCACGAUCUAUAACUCGGUGUUUUCGGCAUGUGCCAAGGGCAAGCAGUGGGACACGGUCAUCGAGGUAUAUGAUUGUAUGCCUGAAGACCUUCGCGAGAGUUUGCGCGGUGUAUACUUGGGCUCUGUUGUCAUGGGUCACGCCAAGGCCGAGAGCGAGGAACUGAAACUGCGGGCAUUGGAGAUCUUUCAUAAGUACAAAGCUCGCCAGAGUGAAGACGAUCAGCCCAACUUCUUCGCAUACAACGCGGCGCUCAUUGCGCUGCUGGGGACUAAUCAACUGGAGAAGAUUCACCCUCUUGCCAACGAGAUGAAAAAGCAGGGGAUGAAAUGGGAUACGGUGACCUAUCAGUGCCUGAUUCUGGCUUACAUUCGAGGCGGUGCUGUUGAGACUGCUGUGCAAAUGCUGCAGAAGAAUGCAAAGCGCAUGGAAAAGACGACUGUGUGCUACCGCGAGGCUAUCGAAUUUUAUGAUGAGAAGCGCAAGAAUCCGCGCGAAGCGGUGCGACUUACGAUGCAGAUGAUGCAGAUGAACAAGCGACUGAGCCGCCUCGACUGGCACAACGCGCUGCGUAUCGCGCUGGAGCUACCCGAGCGAGCGCCGUACUGGAAUUUUCGCAAGUGGAUGAACAUACGUGCCAAGGGAAUUAUGAAGGACGUGCCUUCGCAUCUUAUGCUGCCCAAUCACGCCGAGCAACAACGUGCUCUCUUGCAUGAAGACGGGUCAAGCCAGGAGCCAUUCGAGCGGAAACACCACCAGGACAACUACCACUCGCGUAAGCGCCAGCUGAACCGCAGGAAGCCGAACGUCGAUGACGAAAAGUUCUUGUAA